Molecule: messenger RNA, 195 nt
Organism: Heterobilharzia americana
Lineage: Eukaryota; Metazoa; Platyhelminthes; Trematoda; Strigeidida; Schistosomatidae
Source: the annotation of a GenBank genome assembly
AUGUUUACUAUGUAUCUACAAAGAUAUCCAAAGUUAAGUCGAGCUUCAUUGAACUUACUUUCACGUAUAUUUUUCGAGAAUAAACAAAAUUUAAACGGAGUCCAUUUUUAUUUCAUGGUUAGGGGGUAUAAUGAGUUACAAACAUUGCAGCUCAUUGACUUUGGAACUCAUUUUUCAACCGAAAUCUACUCUUGA